GUGUAACUGACAGAAAGCCCAGCCUGGAGUUUGUCGGCGCUGAUGGUGAAUAGCCACUGCUGCGGUGACGGCCGGAGGAGAAGAAGCCGCAGAAGGAGUCAGCAGUGGCAGAGGAGUGACAGUUUGGACUUAGUCUUAUAGAUUUAGCAGUAUUACGUAUACCAUCGGAUCUUUACAAACCUAAAAGGGAAGGGAAGGGAGAAAUAAGGAAAGAUGGCGGCCGCGGCCUCGCCGGGCUCGGGCUCGUCCACCUCCUCAGACUGGAUUGUGCUGAGAGACGGUUGCCUGCGUUGCGACGAGGAGGGCCUGCUAAGCCUGUCCUACCACCCGGCCCUCAACGCUAUCUUGGCCGUCACCAGCCGCGGCAGUAUUAAAGUAAUUGACGGCACUUCGGGGGCCAUUCUUCAGGCUUCAGCAUUGCACGCUAAACCUGGUGGCCGUGUCAGGUGUCAGUACUUUCCCGCAGUGGACAAGGUGCUCUUCGUGGACGACUAUGCAGUUGGAUGCAGGAAGGACCUGAAUGGCAUCCUGCUCCUGGACACAGCCCUCCAGCCACCAGUGGCAAAACCUGAGGAUAUGGUUCAGCUAGAGCUACCGGUCACAGAGGCCCAGCAGAUACUGUCAGCCUGCCAGGAAAAGAUUGAUGUGUCAAACACUGAGGGUUACGAACUUUUUAUCACCCAGCUGAAAGAAGGCCUGAAGAAUACCUCACAUGAGACAGCAGCUAAUCACAAAGUGGCGAAGUGGGCAACAGUGACCUUCCAUCUUCCCCACCAUGUGCUGAAGCUCGUGGCUAGUGCCAUUGUCAGCGAGCUGAAGAAGAUAAACCAGAACGUAGCUGCCUUGUCUGUGGCCUCAUCCAUCAUGGACAGGCUCUCCUACCUCUUGUCAAGCGCCAGACCUGAGCUUGGGGUGGGCCCUGGGCGCUCUGUAGAUAGAUCCCUGAUGUACAGCGAGGCCAACAGGAGGGAAACAUUCACAUCGUGGCCACAUGCUGGGUACAGGUGGGCUCAGCCUGAUCCAAUGGCACAAGCAGGGUUUUACCACCAGCCUGCCUCAUCAGGGGAUGACAGAGCCAUGUGUUUCACCUGCAGCGUGUGCCUGGUCUGUUGGGAACCAACAGACGAACCUUGGUCUGAACAUGAGCGGCAUUCUCCCAAUUGUCCAUUUGUGAAGGGAGAGCACACACAGAACGUCCCACUGUCGGUGACACUGGCAACAACACCCGCACAGUUUCCAAACAGUCCUGAUCGUUCAGACAAGAUUGCUUGCUAUGGUUUUGGCAGCUGCCCACAGUUCCUGGCUGCUGCCACCAAGAGGGGCAAGAUUUGCAUCUGGGAUGUCUCCAAAAUGAUGAAGGUGCACUUGAAGUUUGACAUCAACCCAUAUGACCCAGCCAUUCUGAGACAGUUGAUCCUGUCUAGUGGUGAGCAGGGCCAGCAUGCACUAACCGAGUCUCGGAGACCAACUUUGGCAUGGUUAGAAGAGUCAUCCUCCUGCUCCGAUUUACCCAAACUCGAGGGAGACAGUGAUGACCAGUUGGAGGACUCAGACAGUGAUGAGCAUUCCCGGUCAGAGUCAGUAACAGGCCAGCCGUCCCAGUGGGAGAGCAUGGAUGUGAGCCUAGGAGUGACGGCACUGAGUGUGCUCCAACAGCCUGAGAAGCUUCAAUGGGAGGUAGUAGCCAGUGUGUUGGAGGAUACUGUUAAGGACCUCGAGGAGCUUGGUGCCAACCCCUCAUUAAACCAAACUAAGAUUCAUAACCAGGCCAAAACAAAGGACAAGGCCCCUGACCACCACAACAUUCCCUUUCCCUGCUUGUUGGCUGGAGGCUUGCUCAGCUAUCGCUCAGCAUCCAGUGUUCCCAUGGUUCGACCUACAACCACAACCACAGCUACAACACGCAGGACCGCAGAUGGUCCACUUAGGACUCAUGGGACCGAGCCCUUUCACCCUGGACCUCUACAGGAACAGGGUCCUAUGGAGAUAGAGACUUGUAAUCCUCAAACUGCAGCACAAGAGCAGGGUUUCUCUAAUUUAGCAGGUUCCCAACCUGCUAGCCCCUCUUCUCUGCCAGCUGUACGCAGGACUAUACCCGUGCUGCUGCUGUACAGUAUCAGAGAAGUAGAUGACAAGUCCUCAGGACAAGUCUUUGCUCAGAUGAAUAACCUAAUGAGCAAGGGGCUCCAUGAGGAGGGCUUCACUGUGCCACAAAUCAUUGAGAUGGAGUUUGACACCCACGAGCAGCUUCUUCUUCAGGACCCCCCCAUCACUUAUAUUCAGCAGUUUGCUGAUGCUGCCAAUCUGGCAGGGUUGGAUGGGCAUAUGGAAAAAUGGAGCACACUGGCUGCAGCAACAGCCUCCAGUCCGCCUCGACCUGGAGCACUGGUACAGUGCUUGAGGCUGCCCAAACAGCUCGAGGAGGAGAAUCUCUAUGUGGACUCGAUAACACCCUGCUGGGAUGGUGUGCACCUGCUGGUUGCCCUGCAGCCCUGUGGCUCUGAGUCUCUGAGUGCUACAAACCAAGUAGAAGCUCUUAAUAAUCUCAACCGCCUGCAUUCUGCACUCUGCAGCCAACGAAAAGCAGACACCUUACAUCCAGUUGCAAAUGGGGUGGAAGGCCACCACCCAGGGGGACCGCCACCACAGACACCGCUCAUCCUUCCCCCAGGAGACCAGCAGCAGCAAAGGUCCCCAAGUGAUGAGAGUGGAGGUGGAUAUCUUGCACUAUACAAGCUCAACUAUUCCACCCGUAUUGUCACCUUGGAUGAGGAACCUAUCAAAGUACAGCAGAUCUGGGACUCUCGGGAUGCCAUUACCUCCCUUAUUUUGCUUCCUCCUGAUGUGCUUGACAGCAGGGAAGAUGACAGCGAAGAGGCUCCUGAGGAGGCUCUCCCAACAACUCCAAAAAAUAGCUCUUCUGGGCUUGGAACAGGUCCGUCAGGCUCUGCUGAAUCUGGAACUGGGACUGUGUGUGGAGCAGCUACCAACAGCAGCAGUGCUACUGUUACCAGUCCCUCCACCUCUGCCUCCACCCACAAAGACUCCAAGCGGCUGGAGGUGACAGGCCUGGGCCACCUGGUGGUAACCACACGGGCUGGGUUUAUUAUGAUACUGGACCUGUCCACACUAGAGGUCCUAGCUAAGGUGGAGCCACCCAAAAAGGAGGGGUCAGCAGAGGAGACGGACCCAUUUGUCUCAGUUACCUAUUGCUCUGGGACAGAUCGCCUUUGUGCCUGCACCAAAGGUGGAGAACUUCAUUUCCUUCAAAUUGGAGGUGUGUGUGAAGAUGUAGAUGACGGAGACAUGUUUAUUGAUGGCCCCCUUUCUAAAGGGGCUGAACUGCUGCUUGAGGGGGCCAAGCCCUCCUCUAACCCUUCUAGCCCCGGGAUCACAGGAGUGGACCUACUGGUGGAUCAACCACUGACCACAGAGAUUCUGAUGUCCCUGGUAGAGCUGACACGCUUUGAGACUUUGACCCCACGCUUCUCAGCCACAGUUCCCCCGUGCUGGGUGGAGGUGCAGCAGGAGCAACAACAGCGACGCCACCCACAGCACCUUCAUCAGCAGCACCAUGGAGAUGCAGCCCAGCACACACGUACUUGGAAACUUCAAAGUGACAGCUCUAGCUGGGAUGAGCAUGUGUUUGAACUGGUGCUGCCCAAGGCCUGCAUGGUGGGCCAUGUGGACUUUAAGUUUGUCUUGAAUGCCAACAUCGUCAACAUUCCUCAGAUCCAGGUCACUCUGCUGAAAAACAAAGCACCUGGGCUGGGCAAAGUCAGUGAAACAGCUGUGGACAGGCAGAUCUCAUUCCCUCUUUCCAAUGUCCUUCAUGCAAAUGGGGAGAGAAAUGGCCAACCUGUAAUGCAAGACUUCACAGAGGACAUCCAGUUCAUGGACAUAGAGGAGACAUCAGGCUCCAUGUUGUGUCCAUUCCUGGAAGACCACAAGGAGGACAUCCUGUGUGGUCCAGUAUGGCUGGCCAGUGGGCUAGACCUCUCUGGCCAUGCUGGUAUGCUCAGCCUCACUAGCCCCAAGCUGGUAAAAGGCAUGGCAGGAGGGAAGUACCGCUCUUUCCUGGUUCACAUCAAAGCAGUAAGUGAUAAGGGCACGGAGGAGAACCCCCGCCCCGUGGUGAGAAUGCCUAGUUCCAAGCCUCAGGGCACCAAAGCGCACUCACUGUCAACCCUCCUUCAAAGGGCUCAGGCUUCUAAGGAGAAAGUCUCCGCAGUGAAGACGGAAACCUCAGCUCCAUCAAAGAAAGUAGAAAACCUGCGAGGAUGCGACCUGCUUCAGGAAGUUUCAGUCACAAUCAGAAGGUUCAAGAAGACGUCAAUUCCCAAAGAAAGGGUCCAACGCUGUGCAAUGCUGCAGUUCCCAGACUUCCAUGAGAAACUGCUGGAUGCACUGUGUCGGCGAACAGAGGGCGGCCCAGCCACGGAGCAUGCCCAGAGCCUCAUCCUAGAUAUCUUGUGCUGGCUGGCUGGGGUCUUCUCCAAUGGACCUUGCAGCCUAAAAGAAGGAAAGGAGAGUCUGCAGGUGAAAACCAGGACGAGGCUUACCGAUAUUGUACGGGUGUGUUUCUUUGAGGCUGGCCGGAGUAUAGCACACAAAUGUGCUCGCUUUCUUGCACUUUGCAUUAGUAAUGGGAAAGGAGAACCAAGUCAGCAGGGUUUUGGCGUGAGCCUUCUGAAGGCUCUGCUGGACAAUAUGCCUUACUUGCCUGCAGCAGCAACUGGUGGCUCAGUGUUCUGGUACUUUGUGUUGUUAAAUUACGUGAAGGAGGAGGACCUGGCAGACUGCAGCACUGCUUGUGCCUCCCUGCUCACCGCCAUCUCUCGACAGCUGCAGGACCGCCUCACACCACUGGAGGCCCUGCUGCAGACCAGGUACGGACUGUACAGCUCUCCAUUUGACCCGGUGCUCUUUGACUUGGAGGUCAGCGGUUCCUCAUGUAAGAAUGCCUUCAACAGCAGCAUCGGAGUGCAGUCUGAUGAGAUCGACCUCUCCGACAUACUCUCAGGGAACGGAAAAGUGAGCAGCUGUGCAGCAGCAGAAGGCAGCUUCACAGCAUUAACAGGACUCUUGGAGGUGGAACCUUUGCACUUUACUUGUAUCUCCACCAGUGAUGGCACACGGGUGGAGCGAGAUGACGCCAGCAUGUUCACUGUGAGUACAUUUGGUGUGACCCCAACAGUGGGCGGCCUGUCAACGGGAACGGUUGGAGAAGCUUCUACGGCUCUGAGUUCUGCAGCUCAGGUGGCUCUCCAGUCGUUGUCUCAUGCUAUGGUGUCAGCAGAGCAGCAGCUGCAGGUCCUGCAGGAGAAGCAACAGCAGCUGCUGAAGCUGCAGCAGCAGAAGGCCAAGCUGGAGGCUAAGCUGCAUCAGACCACCUCAGCAGCAGCAGCUGCUGCCUCAGGCGUGGGACCUAUACACAACUCUGUGCCUUCAAACCCUUCCUCCGCGCCAGGCUUUUUCAUUCAUCCUUCUGACGUCAUCCCCCCAACACCUAAAACCACGCCCCUCUUCAUGACCCCUCCUCUCACGCCCCCUAAUGAGGUGGUUUCUGCAGCCUUCAGUGCUGAGCUGGCUCACCUGUUCCCUGGUUCCAUGAUGGACCCCGGGCCUGUCAACCUGGCUGCACACAAGAACACACAGAAAGCCAAACCAAGCCCAAUGGGCAGUGGUCUGGCUUUGGCCAUUUCCCAGGCAUCUCACUUCCUGCAGCCUCCUCCACAUCAGUCAAUCAUCAUAGAGCGGAUGCACUCGGGAGCUCGCCGUUUUGUAACUUUGGACUUUGGCCGUCCUGUUUUGCUGACGGAUGCUCUGAUCCCCACCUGUGGCGACCUGGCCUCUCUGUCCAUAGACAUCUGGACUCUGGGUGAAGAGGUGGAUGGCCGCAGGCUGGUGGUGGCCACAGACAUCAGCACCCACUCCCUCAUUCUGCAUGACCUGCUGCCACCACCUGUUUGCAGGUUCAUGAAGAUCACUGUGAUUGGGCGCUAUGGCAGCACCAAUGCUCGUGCUAAGAUUCCACUGGGUUUCUACUAUGGCCACACUUAUAUCCUGCCUUGGGAGAGUGAACUGAAGCUGAUGCAUGAUCCUCUUCGGGGAGAGAGCGAAGCUGCCAGCCAGCCAGAUGUGGAUCAACACCUGACCAUGAUGGUGGCUUUGCAGGAGGACAUCCAGUGCAGGUAUAAUCUAGCUUGCCAUCGGCUAGAGACCCUUCUGCAGAACAUCGACCUGCCACCUCUCAACAGCGCCAACAAUGCCCAGUACUUCUUAAGAAAACCAGAUAAGGUUGUUGAGGAAGAUCAGCGUGUUUUCUCAGCCUACCAGGACUGCAUCCAGCUGCAGCUACAGCUUAACCUGGCUCACCAUGCGGUUCAGCGGUUGCGUGUAUCACUGGGUACCAGCCGCAAGUCACUCUCAGCAGCUGGGACUCCGGAAGCAAAGGAGCUAGUUCACAACUCCUCCACGGAGCAACUGAGAACCAUCAUCCGCUACUUGCUGGACACACUGCUGAGCCUGCUGCAUUCUAAUAAUGGCCAUUCUGUCCCCUCGGUGCUCCAGAGCACAUUCCAUGCCAAGGCCUGUGAGGAGCUCUUCAAACAUCUUUGCAUCAGUGGGACGCCCAAGAUCCGACUUCAUGCCGGCCUGCUGCUGGUGCAGCUCUGUGGAGGCGAGCGCUGGUGGGGCCAGUUCCUCUCUAAUGUACUGCAGGAGCUCUACAACUCUGAACAGCUGCUCAUCUUUCCCCAGGACAGGGUAUUCAUGCUCCUGUCAUGCAUUGGCCAAAGAUCCCUAAGUAACAGCGGUGUGUUGGAAGGCCUUCUGAAUCUCCUGGACAGCCUCCUGUCUCCACUGCAGCAGCCACAAGCUGCCGCUCAGCGCAGAACUGAAGGUGUUUUGGAUAUUCCCAUGAUCAGCUGGGUAGUGAUGUUGGUCUCCAGACUGUUGGACUAUGUAGCAAGUAUCGAAGAUGAGGCCUCAGGAGGGAAGAAGCACCUGGGAGGGAAAGAACGGGAAAGACCUGUAACAGGUAUUCAGUGGAGUUUCAUAAAUAACAGCCUCCAGUCUCAGAACUCCAGCAGGUCAGCCAAAGGCAGCAGCAGCCUGGAUCGCCUGUACUCACGCAAAAUCCGUAAGCAGCUUGUCCAUCACAAGCAGCAGCUAAAUCUAUUGAAAGCAAAACAGAAGGCUCUGGUUGAGCAGAUCGAGAAGGAGAAGAUCCAGAGCAACAAAGGCUCCUCCUACAAACUGUUGGUGGAACAAGCCAAGCUAAAACAAGCUACAUCCAAGCACUUUAAAGACCUGAUCCGUCUGCGGCGGACAGCUGAAUGGCCCCGUUCCACAUUGGAUACAGAGUCCACAACAGCCAAAGAAGCCCCAGAAGUAGAACCUCUGCCCUUCACUUUAUCUCAUGAACGCUGUAUCUCUGUGGUGCAGAAGCUGGCCCUCUUUCUCCUCUCCAUGGAUUUCACCUGCCAUGCUGAUCUGCUGCUCUUUGUCUGCAAAGUCCUGGCUAGGAUAGCCAACGCCACAAGGCCCACAAUCCACUUGUGCGAAGUGGUGUCUGAGCAGCAGCUAGAACGCCUGCUUCUCUUGCUUGUGGGAACGGAUUUUAACCGGGGGGACAUCUCCUGGGGAGGCGCCUGGGCACAAUAUUCCCUCACGUGUAUGCUACAGGACAUCCUGGCUGGUGAACUGCUGUCUCCAGGCUCUCUGGAUGUCAUGGAUGAGGUGGUGGUGGGUGAGGAAGCUGGGACAUCGUCCUCCUCUGCGGGAGCAGAUUCGGAGGACCCCAUCAGCAGCACGUGGUAUGACUACUGGGGUGCUGACUAUGGCACAUAUGGGUACAACCCAUACAUUGGGGGGGUUGGUAUCCCAGUGUCCAAACCUCCAGUUGUUGCUGAAAAGCCAGGGUCGCAGGGUCUGUCAGUGUCCGUGUCACAGGCACUGGAUGCCCGACUAGAAGUGGGCCUGGAGCAGCAGGCUGAGCUGAUGCUCAAAAUGAUGGCAACUCUACAAGCGGACUCCAUUCUACAAGCACUCACUUCCAGUUCAUCCACAGUGAGCCAGUCUUCCAAUGGGACUGAUGACUCCCUGCUCAGAGCUCUCCAUAGUGGAGGCUCUCCCCCAAACAGCAGCCUGAUAGUCCAGCCCUCAUCCAUCCCAAUUCUGAGUGCCUGCUUCAACAAGCUCUUCUCCAUGUUGCUGGUCCACCAUGUACAGCUGGAAUCCCUGCUGCAGCUCUGGCUAACGCUCAGUCUGAACACUUGUUCUGGGGGCAGCGAGGAGAGCGGGUCUGACAUCUUUCUGUUCAAUGCCAGCCGAGUGCCCACCAUCCCGCUCAACCAAGCAUCCGUCAGCAGUUUCCUAACCGUGCUGGCGUGGUACCCCAACACUUCCCUGAGAACAUGGUGUCUGGUUCUGCACUCUCUCACUCUGAUGACUAAUAUGCCAGCUUGCGUCUCCAACAACGGGAUGAGCUCUCAGGAAAGCACAGCUCAGCAGAUGGUGUCUGAUCCCAACUUGAUCCAUGUCUUGGUGCGCUUCCUGUCUGGCAGCAGCACCAAUGGGACAAGCCAACACAGCUCUCAGGUGGGACCAACUGCCACACAGGCCAUGCACGAGUUCCUGAGCCGCCUGCAGGUUCACCUGUCCUCCACAUGUCCACAGAUGUUCAGCGAGUUCCUGCUCAAACUCAUGCACAUCCUGUCUACUGAGAGGGGUCCAUUCCAGUCAGGCCAGGGUCCAUUGGACGCCCAGGUGAAGCUGCUUGAGUUUACUCUAGAGCAAAAUUUUGAGGUGGUGUCAGUGGCCACUAUCACCUCAGUUAUUGAGUCCAUCACGUUCUUGGUUCACCACUACAUUACCUGCUCGGAUAAAGUGGUUUCUCGCAGUGGCUCAGACAGCUCAGUGGGAGCCAGAGCUUGUUUUGGGGGUCUGUUUGCCAACAUAAUCCGGCCAGGAGACGCGAAGGCAGUCUGUGGAGAAACCACACGUGACCAGCUAAUGUUUGAUCUUCUCAAGCUGGUGAAUGUGCUGGUGCAACUACCUUUGUCUGGAGACAGAGAGUUCAGCGGGCGGCUGCCACCAUCAGGCAGUGGAGCAGCUGAUAGCAGUGUGUCUGAUGAAGAGAAGGUCUGUGGCAGCAAAGAAAGUGUAGCUGGUGGAUCAGCAUCCAAUCAGGGCCCUCCUGCAGGUGUGGCUGAUCUGGUGCUUGCCAAUCAGCAGAUAAUGAGCCAGAUCUUGUCUGCGCUGGGCCAGUGCAACAGCAGCGCCAUGGCCAUGAUCAUAGGAGCCAGCGGUCUCCACCUGACUAAACAUGAGAAUUUCCACGGUGGUCUAGAUGCCAUCUCAGUGGGUGACGGCCUCUUCACCAUCCUUACCACUCUGAGCAAGAGAGCCACCUCAGUCCAGGUCAUGCUACAGCCCAUCCUCACUUACAUGGCUUGUGGUUAUAUGGGCAGACAGGGAUCGCUCUCCACCUGUCAACUGUCAGAGCCUCUUCUGUGGUUCAUACUUCGAGUGUUGGACACCAGUGAGGCUCUUAAGGCCUUCCAUGACAUGGGAGGUGUCCAGUUGAUCUGUAACAACAUGGUGACCAGCACUAGAGCCAUUGUGAACACGGCACGCAGCAUGGUGUCCACUAUCAUGAAAUUCUUAGAUACAGGUCCAGGAAAGACGGCAGAUGGAAACCUCAAAGCCAGAGUGAUGACAUCGGAGCCGGACAAUGCUGAGGGACUCCACAAUUUUGCUCCUUUAGGCACUAUCACAUCCAGCAGCCCAACAGCACAGCCUGCAGAGGUCCUCCUCCAGGCCACCCCUCCACACCGACGGGCCCGCUCCGCAGCCUGGUCUUACAUCUUCUUGCCAGAGGAGGCCUGGUGUGAUCUCACCAUCCAUCUUCCAGCUGCUGUGUUGCUGAAGGAGCUUCAUAUCCAGCCGCACCUAGCUUCUCUAGCCACCUGUCCCUCCUCGGUCUCAGUGGAGAUCAGUGCUGAUGGGGUCAACAUGUUGCCGCUGUCCACGCCAGUCAUCACAAGUGGCUUGACGUACAUUAAGAUCCAGCUGGUGAAAGCAGAGGUGGCUUCGGCUGUUUGUCUGAGGCUACAUCGGCCUCGUGAUGCCAGCAACCUGGGUCUCUCUCAGAUCAAACUCUUGGGUCUGACAGCAUUUGGUAACACCUCCUCUGCAACAGUCAAUAACCCCUUUCUGCCUUCUGAGGACCAGGUCUCCAAAACCAGCAUUGGUUGGCUGCGUCUUCUCCACCACUGCCUGACCCACGUCAGCGACUUAGAAGCCAUGAUGGCCAGUGCUGCAGCACCCACUGCCAACCUGCUGCAGACCUGCGCCGCACUGCUCAUGUCACCUUACUGUGGCAUGCACUCACCCAACAUUGAGGCUGUGCUGGUCAAGAUCGGCUUGCAGUCCACGCGCAUUGGACUCAAACUCAUCGACAUUCUGCUGAGAAACUGUGCUGCGUCUGGCACCGACCCUGCCAAUUUGAACAGUCCUCUGCUGUUUGGACGACUAAACGGCCUUUCCUCAGAUUCCACCAUAGACAUUCUAUACCAGCUGGGCACCACACAGGACGCAGGGACCAAAGACAGGAUCCAGGCUCUUCUGCAGUGGGUCCAUGACUCUUCCCAUGUGGCAGCCCAUAAGAUGAGUGGUCCAAUGGGAUACAUUGGGCAUGCUGCUGGCUCUUCCUCUGCUUCAUCAAGGGAGUAUGGUCUCCUUAUGCCAUCGCCCUCCCACCUCCACUGUGUGGCAGCCAUCCUCUGGCACAGCUAUGAGUUGCCUGUCGACUAUGACCUGCCUACCCUGCUCAACAGAGAGCUCUUUGAGUUGCUGUAUAACUGGUCCAUGUCGCUGCCAUGCAACAUUGUGCUGAAGAAGGCCGUGGACAGCUUGUUGUGUUCCAUGUGUCACAUCCAUCCCAGCUACUUCUCCUUGCUAAUGUCCUGGAUGGGGAUUGUCUCGCCACCCAUCGCCACUCACUCUCAGGCUCAGCAACGACGUCUUGCCAUGACUGAUGAUGGCAAAAAGCAGCAUGAUGCUAACACCACUGCGGCGGGACUUACCGACGACUCCAAGCAUGCCAGGCCACACAUUAAUCUGUCAGAAUCCCAGCUAACCACACUAGCGGCUGCCUCCCAGUCACCAGGAGCAAUAGAGCAGCUGCUGGAUUCAGGCUUGCCCUCGCUGUUGGUUCGCAGCUUGGCUCAGUUCUGUUUCAGCCUCCUGGCCAGUGCAGACCUGCCUUUGCCCGCUGGUCAGGCCGAGAGACGACACCAUCAUCACCACUUUCACUCGUCCUCACACAAUCGCCCGCCUCUCUCGGCAGAGCUGGCUGCUCCAGUGCUCCGGUUUCUCACAGAAGUAGGCAACAGUCACACCAUGAAGGACUGGCUGGGAGGGCCAGAGGUCAACCCACUGUGGACAGCACUGCUGUUCCUACUGUGCCACUCCAGUGCCAGUGCUGGGGCCAAUGCUGGCUGUCAGCCUGGAUUUGCUGCAGGUUCUCCUCCAUCCCAACCUCAGCCUUUAGGCUCACGCUUCUCCUUGGCCUCCUCAGGGCAGACAGGAGGGCUCACCACCCAGCAGAGGACAGCACUGGAGAAUGCCACUGUGGCCUUCUUUCUCCAGUGUAUCUCCUGCCACCCUAACAACCAGCGCCUUAUGGCACAGGUUCUCUGUGAACUCUUCCAAUCAGCACCUCAGCGAGGCAACGUACCCGUCUCUGGAAACAUCUCAGGCUUCAUUCGAAGACUGUUUCUGCAGCUCAUGCUGGAGGAUGAGAAGGUCACAGUCUUCCUACAGUCUCCCUGUCCGUUAUACAAAGGACGGAUCAAUGCAACCAGCCACAUGAUCCAGCAUCCCAUGUAUGGAGCAGGCCACAAGUACCGCACCCUUCAUCUACCAAUUUCCACCACAUUGGCUGAAGUCUUGGACCGUGUUUCUGAUACACCCAGCAUUACUGCCAAACUGAUCAACGAGCAGAAAGAGGAUAAAGAGAAGAAGAAUCAUGAAGAGAAAGAGAAGAUGAAGGCAGACAACGGCUUCCAGGACAACUACAGUGUUGUAGUAGCCUCAGGCUUAAAGUCCCAAUCAAAGCGAGCUCUUUCCACCCCUCCCCGGCCUCCAUCAAGGAGAGGCCGUGUCAUGAGUGACAAGUUAACUGCUUCAUCCAGUGUGGAUCCUUCAGCUAAAACCAUCAGUGUCCCUGUCUUCCACCUCUACCACAAGCUGCUUCCAGGUCAGCCACUCCCACCUGAGAUGACCCUGGCCCAGCUACUCACACUUCUGUAUGACCGCAAGCUACCGCAGGGCUACCAGUCCAUCAGCCUGACAGUGAAACUGGGCUCCAAGGUCAUCUCUGACCCCGGCCUUUCAAAGACUGACUCGUUCAAGAGACUCCGCACUGAGAAAGUGGAUCACUGUGACAUCCUGAAUAGCUGCCCUGAGGAUGAACCAAUGAUGCCUAAUGAAGAAUGUCUGGAUGCCGCAGCUGAUGAGUCCCUGCUGGAGACGAGUCCCAUUCAGUCACCUCUGCAAGUCUUUGCUGGCAUGGGGGGCCUGGCCCUGAUAGCGGAGAGGCUACCCAUGCUAUACCCCGAUGUCAUUCAGCAGGUCAGCGCUCCGGUGGUUCCCUCCAGCACACAGGAGAAGCCCAAGGACAGCGACCAGUUUGAGUGGGUGACCAUAGAGCAGUCGGGUGAGCUGGUGUACGAGGCACCAGAGUCCAUUGCAGCUGAGCCACCGCCCAUCAACAAACAACAGUCCCAGACAUCCUCAUCGUCAUCAUCCUCAGUGCAGACCAUGUCGCCCAUCCCUGCCCACUCACUGGCAGCUUUUGGCCUCUUCCUGCGCCUGCCAGGUUACGCAGAGGUGUUGCUAAAGGAGAGGAAACAUGCCCAGUGUCUGCUGCGGCUGGUGCUGGGUGUCACAGACGAUGGAGAAGGCAGUCACAUCCUGCAAUCUCCAUCAGCCAACGUGCUCCCCACACUACCAUUCCAUGUCCUGCGAGCACUGUUCAGCAGCACUCCUCUGACCACAGACGACGGCGUGCUUCUGCGUCGCAUGGCUCUGGAAAUCGGUGCCAUCCACCUCAUUCUAGCCUGUCUGUCAGCUCUGAGCCACCACGCCCCUCGCAACCCCAAUGCCAAUACCAGCGUCUCUGAGCCACAGAUAUCCAGCUGUCAUGGUGGGGGGACCAGUGAGGAGCAACAGCUGUACUGGGCUAAAGGAACGGGUUUUGGUACUGGAUCUACAGCGUCAGGCUGGGACGUAGAGCAGGCCCUCACCAAGCAACGGCUAGAGGAAGAGCAUGUCACUUGUCUACUCCAGGUCUUGGCAAGCUAUAUCAACCCAGCAGGCUCAAGUGGCUGCCACAUUGCUGAUGCCUCUUCAACAGCCAGCAGAGCUCACAACAGCUCAGCACUGCCAGCAGUGCUGCUGGAGCUGCUGAGCCAGUCCUGCCUCAUUCCCGCUAUGUCCUCCUACCUACGCAACGACUCAGUUCUAGAUAUGGCACGCCACGUCCCCCUCUAUCGAGCACUACUGGAGCUGCUGAGGGCCAUUUCUACCUGCACGGCACUGGUUCCUCUGCUGCUGCCUCUGACUGGAGACCCAGGCCAGGAUGAGGAAGAAGAGGACGAAGAGCAUGCUGAGGGCCAAACCUCUGUUGGGAUGCUGCUGGCAAAGAUGAAAACAUGCGUGGACACAUACACCAAUCGCCUCAGGUCAAAGAAAGAUAAAAGUAAAGGUGUGGCAAAAUCAGAGAGCUCAGACCCAGAGCCCGAGGGUUUGACUCUGCUGGUGCCUGACAUCCAGAGGACAGCUGAGAUAGUCUACGCUGCUACUACAAACCUACGGCAGGCCAACCAGGAGAAGAAACUAGUGGAGUCUUCAAGGAAGGUGUCAAGCCGGCCGAAGCCCCUGUCCGUACUCCGCUCUCUGGAGGAAAAAUAUGUAGCUGCCAUGAAAAAACUACAGUUUGACACCUUUGAAAUGGUAUCAGAAGAUGAGGAUGGAAAGCUGAUGUUCAAGGUGAACUACCACUACAUGUCUCAGGUGAAGAACGCCAGUGAUACAAACAGCGCAGCCAGAUCUCGCCGCCUUGCCCAAGAGGCUGUCACUCUGUCCACCUCUCUGCCUCUGUCUGCUUCUUCGAGUGUCUUUGUCCGCUGCGAUGAGGAGAGGCUGGAUAUCAUGAAGGUUCUCAUCACUGGUCCAGCUGACACACCAUAUGCCAAUGGCUGUUUCGAAUUUGAUGUUUAUUUUCCCCAAGACUAUCCCAACUCACCACCUCUGGUCAACCUGGAGACCACUGGCGGCCACAGUGUGCGCUUUAACCCAAACCUCUACAAUGAUGGCAAAGUUUGUUUAAGUAUCCUCAACACAUGGCACGGGAGACCAGAAGAGAAAUGGAACCCACAGACCUCAAGCUUUUUACAGGUGCUAGUGUCAGUGCAGUCCCUUAUCCUGGUGGCUGAGCCUUACUUCAAUGAGCCAGGGUAUGAACGAUCUAGAGGAACUCCCAGUGGCACCCAGAGCUCUCGGGAAUACGAUGGCAACAUCCGACAGGCCACUGUCAAGUGGGCCAUGCUGGAGCAAAUGCGCAACCCCUCUCCAUGCUUUAAAGAGGUGAUCCAUAAACACUUCUACCUGAAGAGAACAGAGAUCAUGUCUCAGUGUGAGGAGUGGAUCGCUGACAUCCAGCAGUACAGCAGCGACAAGAGGGUCGGCCGCACCAUGUCCCAUCAUGCUGCUGCUUUAAAGAGACACACAGCUCAGCUCAGAGAGGAGCUCCUGAAGCUGCCCUGCCCUGACGGACUGGAGCCCGACGGUGAUGAGUUUACAGAGAAGAGCAGCGCCCUCAUCCUCAAAGAGCUACCCAGUCAGGACACAGAAACGCCCGGUGGCAGUCAGGACAGCCACUGCAGUGAGGGCCAGCUAUGAGCCCUUCCCACCUGCCCCCUUCCUUACCCUUCCAGCAUCUCCAGCCCUUACCCUCCUCUUCCUUAUCAUCUUCCUCCUCUUUCAUAGACUUGAUGGCUUCAGAGCACGAGCCAUCACUUUGUCCAUAUUUGUAUGUAAAGGUCUAAAUAGAAUAGCAGAGAACGAGGGGACGCGAAGGCGACAAGAGGAACUCUGAUCUAUGCUACGCCUUUAUUAAAGAGUUGACAGAAACUUUUAUUUACCUGUAAAGGAGUGUAAACAUUUUGUGCUUUUUCCAAUUGUGAAAUAACCACUGAUUGGUAUGUUAUUAAACUUGUUUAUGUAUACACGGCAGAGGAAGAUUACAGAUUAUAUAAGGGAACUACCUUAAGAGAAGAAUGUUUACUGAAUGUUCGUUUCUUUUUCUUUUGGACUGUUAGAGCAAGAACAGUUGUAACCAAGGAUAUACUGGUCUUUAAGGAUCCUUAAAAAAAACACAAAAAAACGCACACACAGGUAACACAAUCCGAGAUUUUUAAAAAAGCCCCUCUGCUCAUGCUCGUCUGCGUUCUCUAGGAUCAUAUCCACUUGAAUAAGGUUCAGAUGGACAUUCUUAAAUGCUAUGUUAUCCCUUUUACAGGCUCCAAAUUAAAAGCACCAUGCUCUGGAUAAACAUUUGUUGCCUCUCAGAACUCCUCCAUGACCGCUUUCCAUCGACAUGACUGUAGAUCACAGCAAGACUGCGUCAGAGCCACAGGGGCAAUGUACUUUGAAGGCUUUUGCAUGUGUAUGUGUGUUUUCUGUGCGUGUGCAACAAUCCCCAGUGAGAUACAAAGCUGUGAUGUGCCUUUGAUCUACACCAUACCACCAAAUGCUCCCAACUGAUUUUACUGAUUUCUUUUGCUAUUUCUACAAAAUUAAGAAUAUUCUGCUCCAUUGACAUAAAAGAAACUGCUUUGAUCUUUUUUAUGUUGAACUCCAGUGAACAAAAAAAUGCACUUUCUAUUUUACUCACUCUUUAGGGCAGUCACAUUCUCCUUUUGCUAGGACAUUAAAUGGAGCUUGAAAGUA
Neolamprologus brichardi is the source of this 16023-nucleotide messenger RNA. NCBI's taxonomy places the organism in Eukaryota, Metazoa, Chordata, Actinopteri, Cichliformes, Cichlidae. The record is from RefSeq and is a predicted model, not a curated record.